Messenger RNA from Xenopus laevis (African clawed frog), 7809 nucleotides. RefSeq names its product neurogenic locus notch homolog protein 3 (gene notch3.S). The record is from RefSeq and is a predicted model, not a curated record. The transcript has 35 exons. NCBI's taxonomy places the organism in Eukaryota, Metazoa, Chordata, Amphibia, Anura, Pipidae. The coding region runs from base 329 to 7573 and encodes 2414 amino acids.
GGGGGGUAUUAUGAUGCAGAAGAAACUGGUCCGCAGAAAAAGGGAGCAGUCACUGCGCAACGGCAGAUGGGACAAUGGUAAAGAUGAGGCCGAGGGAGACAAUAGUGAGCGGGAAGAAGCCAAUGCACAAAAAACAGUGACUGAGAGAGAAAAGCGAGGGAAAGACGUACUGGAGAGCAGCACAUCAAACGCUACAGGACACAUUUGGGCGUAGCCAAGACUCCGCUUUCUAUUUGCUGCCGUAAUCCUUGUUCAGUGCAUCUAAAGUAGCCGAGCCGAGAGGAGAGCCGCGAUUGGAUUUGGAGGGGUCCCGGGGAAGGAGAACAUCAUGGGUCGGUCGGGGCUGUGCGAACUUAUCUGGAUCAUUGCUGUACUGAUCAGUCGGAAAGGAAUCCAUGGUUUUCAGUGUAUGGAUUCCUACAGACCAUGCCAAAAUGGAGGCCGAUGUACAAUGUAUUCCAAUGGAGAAGCUUCCUGUGUCUGUCUCACUUCAUGGAUUGGGGAGCUGUGCCAAUUUAAAGACCCCUGUGUUCCCUCGCCCUGUAUUAAUGGAGGGGCCUGCCAGAGUUCUAUCCGAGGGGAUACUGUACAGUACGAAUGCAGCUGUGCCAAGGGAUUCAGAGGACAAGAUUGUUCCCUCAUUGAUGCUUGUGCUUCAAACCCCUGUGAGAAUGGUGCACGCUGCACUAACUGGAAUGGCCGCUAUAAUUGCACUUGCCCGCCCGGCUAUCAGGGCCGCAGCUGCCGUGUGGAUAUAGAUGAAUGUCGCACCCCUGGGCUCUGCCAAAAUGGAGGACAAUGUGUUAAUACCCCUGGUUCCUUCCACUGCCGCUGCCCCAGUGGUUACACAGGGCAAUUCUGUGAAGCUAUUUAUGUGCCUUGUGCCCCCUCCCAGUGCCAAAACGGGGGAACCUGCAGACAGACUGGAGAUCUAACCUACCAGUGUGCUUGCCUUCCUGGUUUUGAAGGACCAAACUGUGAGAUAAAUGUGGAUGAUUGCCCAGGACACAAGUGUAUGAAUGGCGGCAUAUGUGUGGAUGGCGUGAAUACCUACAACUGCCAGUGUGCCCCAGAAUGGACAGGCCAGUACUGCACAGAGGAUGUGGAUGAAUGCCAGCUUCAACCCAAUGCCUGUCACAACGGAGGCACCUGCUUCAACACCCAGGGAGGCCACACUUGUGUUUGUGUAAAUGGCUGGACGGGGGAGAGCUGCAGUGAGAAUAUUGAUGACUGUGCUACAGCUGUGUGCUUCAAUGGAGCCACCUGCCAUGAUCGAGUGGCCUCCUUCUACUGCGAGUGUCCCAUGGGCAAGACAGGUCUUCUGUGUCAUUUGGAAGAUGCUUGUGUUAGCAACCCUUGUCACAAAGAUGCCAUGUGUGAUACCAACCCAGUGAAUGGACGUGCUAUCUGCACCUGCCCACCCGGAUUCACAGGUGGAGCCUGCGACCAGGAUGUGGAUGAGUGCUCUAUAGGUGCUAACCCCUGUGAACACUUUGGACGCUGUGUUAACACUCAGGGCUCCUUCCAAUGUCAGUGUGGACGGGGCUAUACAGGUCCCCGUUGUGAGACAGACGUAAACGAGUGCCUUUCCACCCCAUGUCAAAAUGACGCCACCUGUUUAGACCGAAUUGGAGAGUUUACUUGUAUCUGCAUGGCUGGAUUCACUGGAACAUUCUGUGAAGUGAAUAUAAACGAGUGUGAGAGCAGCCCAUGUGUAAAUGGGGGAGUCUGCAAGGAUGUGGUUAAUGGAUUCACUUGCAGCUGUCCAGCUGGGUUUACCGGCUCCAUGUGUCAAAUCGAUAUAGAUGAGUGUGCCAGUACGCCAUGCAAGAAUGGAGCUAAAUGUGUGGAUAGACCCAAUGGGUACGAGUGUCGUUGUGCCGAGGGUUUCGAGGGGCCACUAUGUGAUCGUAACAUUGAUGACUGCUCCCCUGAUCCCUGUCAUCAUGGAAAAUGUCGGGAUGGCAUUGCCAGUUUCACCUGCACGUGCGAACCAGGGUACACAGGCUAUCGUUGUGAAAAUCCGAUAAACGAGUGCCACAGCAACCCAUGUAUGCAUGGAGGAAAGUGUAUUGACCUUGUCAACAGAUACCUCUGUUACUGUCAACCAGGAACCUCAGGUGUGCACUGUGAGCACAAUACUGAUGAUUGUGCCAGUAAACCUUGUGACUACGGGGAGUGCAGAGAUGGCAUCAACCGAUAUGACUGUGUAUGCAAACCAGGGUUCACAGGGCCUCUCUGCAACAUUGAGGUGUCUCCCUGUGAGUCCAACCCAUGCCGUGCUGGGGGCACCUGCCAGGUUACACAAAAUGGCUUCCGGUGCCUCUGCCCUGAAGGACGAGGAACACGUGACUCUUUAUGCAACCCCACCCAAGAUCCUGAUAAAGAGCUCUGUCCACCAGGUUGUGUGCAUGGGGUUUGCCGCAAACUCUCAGACGGAUUCUCCUGUGAUUGUAAGAUGGGCUGGACUGGGAGAAUGUGCGAUCGGAGGAGUAGUGAUAUGUGUGCCCCCAAUCCUUGCCAGAAUGGAGGAAAUUGUAUUGACCGCCAAGGAGUGCCUGUCUGCCACUGCAGGGAUGGAUUUAGAGGUACCACAUGUCAGAUUGAUAUUGACGAGUGUGCUAUGGCCCACUGUCUGAAUGGAGGGGAGUGUGUGGACCGUAUUGCAGGAUACAGCUGCCUCUGUGCUUUGCCCUAUACAGGCCAGAAAUGUGAAACCAUCCUGGACCCUUGUGCUCCUGAUCCUUGUCAUAAUGGUGGCAUUUGCACACCGAGCCCUAACUAUGAAAGCUACACUUGCCUGUGUUCUGCUGGAUGGAAAGGGGAAACAUGUGAGACUGACAUUGAUGAGUGUGCUCGGAGUCCAUGCAAGAAUGGAGGCUUUUGUACCAACAUGCAAGGUGGAUACAGUUGUGCGUGCAUAUCUGGAUUUAAAGGGCAAGACUGCGAAACUGAUAUUGAUGACUGUAAUCCCAAUCCCUGCCUCAAUGGUGGCGCCUGUAAAGAUGGAAUAAACUCCUUAGCUUGCACCUGCAUGCCGGGUUUCACCGGAUCUCGGUGCGCAGAUGAGAUCAACGAGUGCCUGAGCAAUCCCUGCUGUAAUGGGGCCACCUGCAAGGAUUACGUCAACAGCUAUGUUUGUUCUUGUGCUCCAGGCUACACAGGUCCUAUAUGCGAAACAAACAUCCAGGACUGCACAGAAAGUUCCUGCUUCAAUGGCGGCACGUGUGUGGACGGAGUCAAUUCUUACACCUGCCUGUGCCGACCUGGCUUUACAGGCUCCCACUGCCAGAAUGAAGUUGAUGAAUGUGCAUCGAGGCCUUGCCAGAAUAGAGCUGUGUGCGUGGAUGGAGUGGAGUCUUAUCGCUGUAUUUGUCCUUAUGGUUACACAGGCGCCCAGUGUGAGAAUUUGGUCGAUCUCUGUCGGCGCUCUCCUUGCCAGAAAGGAGGCCGUUGUACUCAGACAGGUCCUUCCUUCCACUGUGAGUGCCCUGCAGGUUGGGCUGGCAGUUACUGCGAUGUUCCACGAGUGUCCUGUGAGGUGGCGGCAGCCAAGAGAAAUGUACGUGCCGAUCAGCUCUGCCACUCUGGUGGGAUCUGUGUGAAUGCUGGAAGCUCCCAUCAUUGUAUCUGCAGAGGGGGUUAUACAGGCAGCUACUGUGAGAAUCCAAUUAACCAGUGUGACCCAGAUCCCUGUCACAAUGGAGGGGCUUGCCACAGCUAUCUGGGUGGCUACGUGUGUGAGUGCCCUUCUGGAUAUGAAGGGAAGAACUGCGAGUACGAUAUAAAAGAAUGCCAGUCUCACCCGUGCCAGAAUGCUGGUACAUGCAUUGAUCUGAUUGGUCGUUAUAUAUGUUCCUGUCCACCUGGGACACUUGGUGUGCUGUGUGAAAUUAAUGAGGAUGACUGCUCUCCAUUCUCAAGCUCUGGACCACCGAAGUGCUUAAAUAAUGGAACAUGUGUAGACAAAGUUGGAGGCUACCGCUGUAACUGCCCACCAGGGUACACAGGAGAGAGGUGUGAGGGCGAUAUUAAUGAAUGUCUGUCUGGACCCUGUCACACUCAGAAUACCCGUCACUGUGUCCAACUGGCCAAUGACUACCAGUGCAUCUGCAAGAGUGGCUAUACUGGACGAUGCUGCCAAAGUGUAGUGAACACCUGUGAGUCCCGUCCAUGCCGAAAUGGAGGCGUGUGCAGUGUUACUGUUAACACACCACUUGGCUACACCUGCCGUUGUCCUCUGGGUUUUACAGGUCCCUCUUGUGAGCGACUACCCCUUUCUUGUCGGGAACUUUCCUGCCCUUCUGGUUCUACUUGUCUUCCUCCUCCACUAGGCCCUCGCUGUAUCUGCCGUCCUGGUGUUCUCUGUCGCACCCCUAACAACACCUCUUCUCUGACCCCUGCACCCUCACCCUGUUCUAAUGUACCUUGUCGUAAUGGAGCCACUUGUAUUCCCAAUAUCCAUUUCCCUUACUACCAGUGUAAGUGCCCUCCUGGCACAUCCGGGCCACGAUGCGAUGCGCAAACCCCCCGAAUUCUAAUCCAAACCCCAGCCCCAGGGUGUGUCCCAUCACAAUGUCCAGGAAAGGCAGGAGAUGGGCAUUGUGACCGGGAGUGUAAUGUUGCCAUGUGCCAGUGGGAUGGUGGAGACUGUUCCCUGAGUGUGGAUGAUCCUUGGAGGAAUUGCCCACGUCAAGAAUGCCGCUCACUUUUCAACAAUUCUCAGUGUGAUAAAGAGUGCACCUCUGCCGACUGCCUGUACGAUAACUUUGACUGCCGUGGAAGGGAGGAACGGAGCUGCAACCCUGUGUAUGAGCAGUACUGUAUGGAUCAUUAUGGUGAUGGCCGCUGUGACCAGGGAUGUAACCUUGAGGAAUGUGGCUGGGACGGCUUGGACUGUGCCAAGAGCUCAGAUAAGGAGGUUUUGGCAGAUGGAGUGCUGGUCGUGGUUGUGCUUAUUUCCCCUAAUGAGUUGUUGAAACAGAGCACUGCAUUCCUUCAGCGGCUCAGCUCCAUCCUACAUACAAGUUUGCGCUACUGCACUGAUAGCAAUGGCAAUUAUAAGAUUAAACCUUACCGGAGAAGCCAAAUGCUGGAUGGAAGGAAGAAGAGGGAACUGGACAGCGAUAUCAUUGGUUCGGAAGUUAUGUUGGAGAUUGAUAACCGAAUUUGUGUGAAGGAGACACCCGACUGCUUCCCAAAUGCUGAAACUGCGGCCCGGUUUCUUGCAGCUCUAAGUGCACUAGAGAGGCUGCAGUUUCCCUAUCCAAUCAAAGCUGUGCGCUGUGAGAUCAUUGAAGAAGUGCCAGAUAACUCCCGCUUCCUGCCAUUAUUUGGGGUGGCUGGUGUGCUCAUCUUGAUCGUUGCAGUACUGGGCGUCGUUGUUUCUCGCAGAAAGAGAACACAUAGCACCCUCUGGUUCCCAGAGGGCUUUAUAUUGAAGAAAGACAGAGACCGGCGAGAGCCCGUGGGACAGGAUGCUCUGGGACUCAAAAACAUUGCUAAAGCAGAACGUCUCAUGGAAGACCCUUCGGAAGACUGGACAGAGACGGAUUGCCCUGAGACUAAGAAACUAAAGACAGAGGAGCUUUCCCCAUGUAGACAGGACCCUGUUGACCCACGUCCAUGGACCCAGCAUCACCUGGCAGCUGCUGACAUCAGACUCCCUCCUGCCACCGCACUUACCCCACCACAGGGUGACUACGAGAGUGAUGGAAUGGAUGUCAAUGUGAGAGGACCAGAUGGCUUCACUCCCCUGAUGCUAGCCUCAUUCUUGGGUGGGGGACUGGAACCCGAGUCACAGGAAGAAGAUGAGGAAGGGGAAGCUUCUGCUAUUACUGAUCUUAUCUGCCAGGGGGCCUCUCUUGGAGCCCAGACUGACCGAACAGGUGAGACGGCCCUACACCUUGCUGCACGCUAUUCCCGAGCUGAUGCUGCCAAGAGACUACUGGAUGCUGGAGCAGACCCCAAUGCACAAGAUCACACCGGCCGCACCCCACUCCAUGCUGCUGUAGCUGCUGAUGCACAGGGAGUUUUCCAGAUUCUGAUCCGAAACCGGUCCACAGACCUGGAUGCACGUAUGGGCGAUGGUUAUACUGCACUAAUUCUGGCAGCGCGAUUGGCUGUGGAAGGGAUGGUGGAAGAACUGAUUACUUGUCAUGCUGAUGUCAACGCUGUGGAUGAACUCGGUAAAUCGGCUCUUCACUGGGCAGCAGCUGUGAAUAACAUUGAGGCAACCCUAGCUCUGCUGAAGCACGGAGCUAAUAAAGACAUGCAGGACAGCAAGGAGGAGACCCCGCUGUUUCUUGCUGCCCGUGAAGGUAGUUACGAAGCUGCUAAAGUUCUUCUUGAUCACUACGCCAACCGUGAGAUCACUGACCACAUGGACCGGCUCCCUCGUGACAUUGCACAAGAGCGGUUGCACCACGACAUUGUGCAGCUUUUGGAGGAACACAACACUGUCAGGAAUUCCCAGGACCCCAUGGGUGGACACACCAUGUCACCACUCCUCUGCCAUCCUAACGGCUUUAUGGGCAACGUGAAGCAGACCCCACAAGGGAGGAAGAACCGGAGGGUAAAUGCUAAAGCUAAUGGGGCCAGUCUGAGCCGGGCAGAAGCCAAGGAUGCAAAGGGCAGGGGCAAGAAGCUAUCUCUUGACUGUCACUCUGGAAAUGGGGCAUUGUUGGAGAGUUCAGUCAAUCUCUCACCUGUUGACUCCCUUGAUUCACCCCGUGCUUAUAGUGCUAAUCCAGGAUCUCCUGUGAUGCCAGCACCAGGGAACUUCAGCCUUGGUUCCCUGUCUAUGCCCUCUACCCCUCUUGUGAAUGGGCUGAUGGAAGGGCCCUUUGCCGUGUCACUGGCAAGGCUGAAUGAGUUGGGUGAUGCCCAAGGGAUUGAAAUGAUGGCAUUACAGGGCAGAGUUCCUUUGCAGAGAACACCAAGCUGUGUGGUGAAUAGCUUGAAUCUGGGUAUGAUAAACACAAACCCCAUGCCCUUUAUAUGGCAGAAUGCCGGGCCACCUUCUCAUCCAUCAUCUCGCAAUGUUAUGACCGGAGCUCCUGCAGCCUCUGUUCCCAACUUGCACCAGCUCCACGCUCAGCAGGUGGUAAUGAUGCAGAAUCAGAUGGCGAUGCGGAGCCCGGUGAAGAUGUCGAUGGAUCAGCAGUGCCAGAUGGUGUCCAUACCCCUCAACCCCGUGCACAUGAGACAGCAAAGUAUGCCACAUGUUAAUGAGAGGUCAAUCCAGCCGCUGACCCCAACCGAAGGCAGUUACUUCAAACAGCAGAGUAUGCCCAAUGAUGGCACCAUCCAGACAUCACCAGCCAUGUCUGUUGCUCCUCAGCAGACCUUCGCACCCUCUCAAGAGGACACACCUAAACACUACCUGCACAUUCCCAAUGAGCACCCAUACCUGACACCCUCUCCUGAGUCACCUGAGCAGUGGUCCAGCCCGUCCCCUCACUCUGUGUCCGAGUGGUCUGGUACCACCCCUAGCCCCAUAGUGGUGGGGGCAACGCAUGGACAGGCACCCCACAUACCAGAGCAGGGCAGCAACAUGCAGGUGUUUGCCUGAGCUGACUCUCUUUGCUUCGCUGGUUUUAAUCACCUCCUUCCCUCUGUCCAUUAACCACCAUUUUCUUUAAUCUUUCCCCCAAUAUUCAUGUCACUGUUGCCUUUUUGAACCAUCGCGAAAAUGAAAAUUUAAUAAAAGCUUCAGCACACGGAAAUAAGAAACUAAAUACAUCCAAUUAAAAAUUCUGUACCGUUUCUGGAAUAAUCAAGUUUAUGUUCACUAUGAUGUCUGGUGAU